AACUCAAAACGCCAGCUAACUAGAUUUAACGAAAGCAUUUGAGGUCCGGCUGCACUUUGUUGCAAUUUCCAACGACACACAACAAUAUAGGCGUUGUCUGAGACAGAAGGUAGAGAGAGAAACAAAAACAAAAACAAAAACAAAAACUUAGAGAGAGAGAGUGAAAGCUGGAGAGUGUAAGAGAAAGAAACAGAUAAGAAUUUAGAAAGAAAAUGGGAAGGUCUUCUUGUUUCAGAAUUGUAAUAACAUGUGCUGGUGAUUCCUCUGCUGAUGAUAGAGAUGACCAUCGUCCUCGUCAGAAAAAGAGACCAAAUGAUAAACGUGGAUGGAGUUUCCGGAAGAGGUCUACUCACCAUCGUGUUCUGAGCAACACUGUCAUUACAGAACCCCCUUAUUCUGCACACAGGGAGAGCUCAGAAUCUGCCAAUGUUGACUUUCAAUCACCAGAUACCACUAUCGUUCCAGAGAAAAUCUCUGUCAUACAAUGCACUGAUGAGAAGCUGCAGUUGCCACUUGCAGGUCCGGAAGUGUCUGAGACCAUUGUUGUCACCCAGGAUGAAAGCGAAGCUCAUGCCCAACUUGAAGAGUCUGUUGUUAUCGUCAUACAGACUGCUGUGAGAGGGUUUAUGGCUCAGAAAGAGCUCUACAAGCUCAAAAUGUUGGUUAAACUGCAAGCUGCUGUACGUGGACAUUUAGUUCGACAGCAUGCUGUUGGAACUCUACGAUGUGUACAAGCAAUUGUUAAAAUGCAGGCACUCGUUCGAGCUCGCAGUGCUCGUUUGUUGCAAGACAGGUCAGCUACAGAAAAAAAGAUAGACAGAAAGCAUGAGAAUGCUAUUUUAAAAACCUCGGGAGAGGAAAGCUCAACAACCAAACCAAAUGUAACAUACACUUCAAUUAAGAAGUUACUUAGCAAUAGAUUUGCUCGUCAGCUACUGGAAUCAACCCCAAAGGAGAGGCCUAUCCACAUCAAAUGUGAUCCUUUAAAACCAAAUUCUGCUUGGAACUGGUUAGAAAGGUGGAUGUCUUUUUCAUCAGCAGAACCAACACCACAACCAGAAUCGACAAAUGAGCAGCUUGAAAGGGAGAGGAAAAUUCAUUUGGCCUCUCUACUCGAAACUGUAGUUCCCUCGGAAGAUUCUUGUGAGUUGGGAGAUUCAGAGUCCAAUUUGAAGGAAGCUGUUCUACCAUCUGAAACCAAAGAAAAGCUGAUAAUUUACAAUGCAGAUAACUUUAAGUUUCAGGAGGGUCAUACAUCCGCUUCUUUAGUAGGAAAUGAUUUAGAGCAACCCCUGUCCGGGAAUAUUAGUAAAUCUUGUAUGGAAGAGCCCUCGGUAGACAAAGAUUAUCUUCCCUCGGUAGACAAAGAUUAUCUUCCAAGUCAAAUUAUGCAAUUUGGUGCAAAUUCUCUAAUGCAAUUGAGAGAGGAUUCGGAAGACACCAAUUCUCUUCCAAGUCAAACUAUACAAUCUGAUGUAGAUUCUCAAAUGAAUAUCAAUGUUCUUUCUCAUAAAGCAGAAAAUGAAGGCGAACCAACUCAUCAACCCAAACGUUCUAUGAAAAGGUAUGCCUCUGAAGAACUGGAGACGGAAGGUAAGAAGUUUGUAUAUGGGUCAAGAAAAGGUAGUAAUCCUUCAUUUGUCGCUGCCCAUUCCAAGUUCGAGGAGCUGACAAGUUCAAGUAAAUCACUCAGUUCAUCAUAUCAAGACGGUGGAUUUGAAUUGAAUGAGGACACAGUUUCAUCAGGGGACAAUACUGUAACAAGGACAAAGGAACUCAACAUGGUAGAAGAUGCAGUUCCUAAUCAAUUGAGGGCUCCAUAUGGUGGGUCUGAAUGCGGUACCGAACUUUCUGUUACUUCCACUCUUGAUUCACCUGAUGUAUAUGAAAUUGGAGCAGAAAAAGAUGAACAUGAAGCAAAAUCUUUAGAGAUAGAAAACUGCAACCCCGAAAAUAUAGAACAUGUUGACGAUAAGUCAAAGAGUGAGUCUACUGAUCCAGUAUCACCUAUUAUGAUUCAGCCUGAAAUCCUCGACAGCACUAGAGGUGAAUCUGUGGAUUCAGUUAUAGUUGCAGACUCCCCAAACAUUGAGAAAACGCCAGACAGAAGUGCUUCUGAUGUCCAAGUAGGACUGUACUCGGGGACAGGGGAUCCAGCAUAUAGAUCAUCUCCAGAAGUUUCUCCAAGAAGCCAUGUUACUGUUCCAGAAUCCCAAGGAACACCUUCUAGUCAAAUAUCUGUUAAAACAAAUUACAAAAAAACUGAUAGGAGUGCUUCCAGCCAUAAACGGAAGUCCUUUUCAGCAGGUAAGAGAUCGCCUUUGAACUCUAAUGCUGAUUCUGGUGCAAAAAGUAGCAUGGAACAAUUACCGAGAGAUCCAAAUAAUGGGAAGAGGCGCAAUUCUUUUGGUUCAACUAGACUUGAGGAGACUGAUAGCUCACCAAGACAAGAACCCAGGAAUAAUAGCAGUAGUAGUUCUGUGCCACAUUUCAUGCAAGCUACUCAAUCAGCUAGAGCCAAGAUCCAAGCAAAUAGCUCACCUAGAUCAAGCCCAGAUGCUCAGGAUAGAGAAUACAUCAAGAAGAGACAGUCCUUACCUGGCACAAAUGGGAGACAGGGUUCUCCACGCAUCCUGCGGUCAAUAUCUCAAGCACAGCCAGCUGUAAAGGGGAAUAGCAACCCCAUUGUUCACGAGAGAAAAUGGCAGCGAUGAAGAGACUUGCAAAUUUUAUGGCGUGUAGAAGAUAGUACAAUCAGGAAGGGAGUAAACUUGGAUGCUGACUGUUGAUCAAGUUUGAAAUUUGCUUUCACCUGGGAGGCAUUUAGUCAGAAUCUUGAGACAUAAGAGGAGAUAUAGAAGAGUAUAAGGAUUUGUUGUAUAUUAUAAAAAGUUGAUAAGAAUUUUAUAUCUCAAUAUUGGUGUGUUGAAAUAUUAGUUGUGUGAUAUUAUGGAAGAUUGUUAUCUGUUGUGAAAUGGAGAGCUCCUAAAUGCUGCCUCUGCUUUUGCCAGUAAAUUACUUGCACA
This is a messenger RNA of Mercurialis annua (annual mercury), 3026 nucleotides long. Its product is annotated as protein IQ-DOMAIN 32. The transcript is spliced from 6 exons. Gene Ontology annotation, molecular function: protein binding. The coding region runs from base 213 to 2714 and encodes 833 amino acids. The record is from RefSeq and is a predicted model, not a curated record. NCBI's taxonomy places the organism in Eukaryota, Viridiplantae, Streptophyta, Magnoliopsida, Malpighiales, Euphorbiaceae.